AUGGUCAAACGCGCUGCCAUCCCUGUGGCGGCCUUCGCUGCAGGUGCGGCCGCCCAGAGCACCACCACCACCACCUACUCUGUGUGCCCGACAGCGAGUACCGUGACGGUCACGCUGCCAUCCACCAUCACUUACUGCCCAGGCGCAUCUUGCAAUGUGACACCUACCCCGACCAUCACCGCCGCGCCGACAAGCAUCCCUCAGGGUGGCUACAUCUCUACCAUCCUCGACUGGACUUUCACCGGGUCUGAUGGCAAGAUCACCGAGCUGCACGAGUACGCCACUGUGUACCCAGCACCUUGCAGUGCUGGCCCAGGCAUGUGCGGUGCUACUUACACUAUCACCGAGGAGUGCCCAUGCACUGCGCACUCAUCAGGCUACAUCCACCCAGACUUCACCACGACCCUGCACACGUGCGACAUGUGCGGUCCAGGUGGCAGCCCAACCACGUAUACUGCGACCGUGCCUUGCAGCACCGGAGCCUAUGCAACAGUCACACCCAGCAUGGGUCCAUGGGCACCUUCAGGUGGUAAGCCUGCUGGCCCUGAUGCCUACUGGGCACAAGGUGGUGCUGGCGGUGCUGGCGGUGCUGGCGGCAACGGUGGCGAUGCUGAAGGUGGCGCUCCCAGCAAGCCAGUCGAUGCCGAGUCAGCUGCCCCCAGCGCAGGCUGGUCAGGCUCAGGCGCAGCACCAUCCGGCACCGGCAAGUCACCCGUCGGAGACUACAAGGGCGCCGGCUCCAAGGCUGCGGUUGCUGUUUCAUCAGUGUUCGCCAUCGUUGUCGGUGUGCUCGCCAUCACACUAUGA
This is a messenger RNA of Cyphellophora attinorum, 807 nucleotides long. RefSeq lists its product as uncharacterized. The record is from RefSeq and is a predicted model, not a curated record. The coding region runs from base 1 to 807 and encodes 268 amino acids. NCBI's taxonomy places the organism in Eukaryota, Fungi, Ascomycota, Eurotiomycetes, Chaetothyriales, Cyphellophoraceae. The transcript is spliced from 2 exons.